AUGACUGACUACUAUAACAACAGCAGCAAUUUUAAUCAGCAAGGUGAUAAUCAAUGGUUUACGGAUCCGAACGCGGGCUGGGCUCAAUCAGACUUCAGCCAAGGCUAUAACACAGCUGGUGGUAAGUGGAAUAUCUGCGUUUUCAGGCUGAAAUACAUUUUCUUUUUGAUUGAAAUUUUUAUGUUGUUAUCUCUAAACGUUGUUAAAUAGUAUUUUAAUAUUAUAGAUCAAUCAUACGACCCAUACGCGCAGAAUCAAGCUCAAUACAGUCAGCAACAGCAGCAGAACUACUAUGGUAACAUGUUCAUUCCGUCGGCGCCGGCCGAGACCUCGAAACCUGGCGAAGAGGACUUUGAAAACGAGCCACCAUUGCUAGAAGAGUUGGGAGUGAAUUUCGACCACAUUCGGCAGAAAACCUUUGCUGUGUUGAAUCCAGUUGGCUACGCCUCGCCGGAUGUGAUUGCUGAUCAAGAUCUGGCUGGUCCACUUGUUUUUUGCCUUUUGUUUGGUGCUUCUUUGCUGUUAAAUGGACGAGUAAGUAUUUUUUAUAUUUUGUUUUAUUUUUAGACUAUAAAAGUGACAGUAACAUGAAGAAAACAGGUAUUGAGAGCUACAUAAAUAUCUGCUUUUUUGGAGAUUUAAGCUAAAACGUAGUGGCUAUACGUUUUUGCUAAGGAUAACACAGUUGCUUGAAUAUAGCGAACAGUUAUAAAUACUUCUUUUACUAAAUGCUCAGCAUAUAAUGAAAAAUACAUAGUAUUAUGCUAUACAUGGUUGAUAUAAGCUAAAAUAACAUUUUUAGGUAUAUUUUGGCUACAUCUAUGGAAUUGGUAUGCUAGGAUGUUUGGGUAUGUACGGACUACUGAAUUUGUUGUCUGAGGAACGUGCAAUCUCAUUUACAUGCACAGCGUCAGUACUGGGAUACUGUUUGUUGCCCAUGUCAUUACUAGCUAUCUUGGCUACUGUGUUUUCAUUCGCUGUAAGUUUUAAUGGUAUUUUUGGGUUUUAAACUGAUAUUGGUGCUACUGUUUUUGUUUUUAUUGUAAUGUUUGGUAUUUUAGUUUACUCUUAGUGGUUUUUCUUAAUUUUGUUACCUAAAAAGUUAAAAUUUUUGGUUUUCCUUAUAUUAAAAUGAAUUUUUACAGCACGUUUGAGUUUAUGUAAUCUUAAGGUCUAGGUGCAAAGUUCAUACAAGGUCUUUUACACAUUUUUAUACGUAAAAUUGCAGGGGUACAUCGGAUAUGCAUGUGCAUUGGCCGUGAUCGCAUGGUGCUCUUUAUCAUCGGCGAAGUUGUUCUCGAUAACACUCAAUAUGGAAGGACAGAAGCUCUUGGUAGCUUAUCCUUGUAGCUUGCUGUACGCCAUCUUUGCCCUUCUAGCCAUAUUUUGA
Messenger RNA from Bursaphelenchus okinawaensis, 1390 nucleotides. NCBI's taxonomy places the organism in Eukaryota, Metazoa, Nematoda, Chromadorea, Rhabditida, Aphelenchoididae. The record is from the annotation of a GenBank genome assembly.